Messenger RNA from Puma concolor (puma), 695 nucleotides. RefSeq names its product autophagy related 10 (gene ATG10). Lineage: Eukaryota; Metazoa; Chordata; Mammalia; Carnivora; Felidae. The record is from RefSeq and is a predicted model, not a curated record. Gene Ontology annotation, molecular function: Atg12 conjugating enzyme activity. Gene Ontology annotation, biological process: autophagosome assembly; protein lipidation; protein modification by small protein conjugation. Gene Ontology annotation, cellular component: cytosol.
CGGGGUCAGGGGCCGAGCGGAGCUGGUUAUCAUUUAGUAUGGAAGAAGAUGAGUUCUUUGGAGAAAAAACAUUCCAGCAUUGUUGUGCAGAGUUCAUUAGACAUUCACAGCAGAUAGGUGAUGGCUGGGAAUGGAGAACUUUGAAGGACUCUUCUGAAGGCUACAUGUGCAAAACACACUUUCAAAUUAAACCCGAGACUCUGAUGUCACAUUCGGGAACAUCUGCCUGUGUACAGACAUGUCUACCCAUUGAGGAGGCUUUAGAACUACCCCUGGAUGAUUCUGAAGUGACUGAGACCACAACGGGAAGCCAAGUGAUUAAAUAUGAAUAUCAUGUUUUAUACUCCUGUAGCUACCAAGUGCCUGUGCUUUACUUUAGGGCAAGCUUUUUAGAUGGAAGACCUUUAGCUCUGAAGCACAUAUGGGAAGGAAUCCACGAGUGCUAUAAGACAAGGCUGCUGCAGGAGCCAUGGGACACUAUUACCCAACAGGAGCAUCCAAUACUUGGGCAGCCUUUUUUUGUACUUCAUCCCUGCAAGACAGAUGAAUUCAUGACUCCUGUGUUAAAGAAUUCUCAAAAAAUCAAUAGGAGUGUCAACUACAUCACAUCUUGGCUGAGCGUUGUAGGGCCAGUUGUUGGGCUAAAUCUACCUCUGAGUUAUGCCAGAGCAGCUUCUGAGGAUGAAUGAAAUGUC